AUGGCGCUGUCUCCUUCUCAAAACCCUGCUCCUGACUCGAAGCGUACCUUCAUAUGUCGUGAAAUGCGCGGCUCCAACGUCCCAAAAACUUGGGAGCUCAUACUCUCCAGCGACGAAAUAUGCGACAGCUGCAAGGCGCUGCCUCACGAAUGCUAUCGUCGGACCGGUCCGCGGCCCAAGAUCGAGAAUUCAUGCCAAAAUUGCGACACAAACAGUCUAAAGUGCUGCAUUGACGGUGUUGACACCAGAGAGGGCGGGAAAAGCAACACUUCUUCUCCCUCUGCGGAAGCUUCGCGCCUUUCGCAGGGAAACCCCCGUGCUGAGGAACGUGUCAAGGCGGCAAGGCAGCUUAGACCAAGACAUACCCACCCCAUGAUAGGCGGCAAAACGCGACCGAGCUCGACGCAGAAAGGUAGAGAUGGCGCUGGGUCUAAUCCGCGGCGUUACGGGACUCGCACUUCAGAUCGCCUGGAGGCAAGGGAGAAAUCUGGUAACCGAGGCAAGAGCGGUGAAGUCCUUUUUGAGGCAUCAGCAGGCUUACCUGAUUGGAUAAAUGUGGAGGGUCUCGAAUGGAGAAAGUGUGAGAUUGAGGCAGGCGCGAGAGAAGGUGGAAGAUGUUGGCCUAACAUCUACGGCAGCGCAAUGACUCCCUCAUCCUUCUGCUUUAUCUGCUCCUCUAUUUGCUACACCACUUCCGGCGGAGAAUGGCAAUAUUUCAUAUAUUUUUUGGUGUCGUCACUGAAAGGUAGCAUGCCGCAUGCUAUCACGGUCGAUCCCCGUGUCAUUGUGCUCGCGUUAAGGUUACCUGAGGCAGUAAAAUGUAAGGUUAAGUUUUUCACCAUUGAAAAUCAGUUCGCCGUCUGGAAACUCCUCUACAAUUCUCGCGAGAACCUUCCAUGGUCGUUGGCCAAUUCGAAGGCUCGGAAAUCAGGAAUCAGGAACAUUGAAUUCCUCACCGCGCACCCAGCUAGGAGGGAAUUUACUAUGUUAUCCUUGAUCGAUCAACGCAGCGAAAGCCUAUUUGACAGGAAGAUGCGUAUCAAGCACCUCAUAUCUAAGGCGGGAUUGUCCUUGUGUUCUCGUCCUGAACACUGGGGCCACGAGGCAGGACAAUGUGCCGCAAACAUGAACGGUCUCCUCGCGCGGGACUUCUGA
Messenger RNA from Coniophora puteana RWD-64-598 SS2, 1155 nucleotides. RefSeq lists its product as uncharacterized. Bases 1 to 1155 code for a protein of 384 amino acids. The record is from RefSeq and is a predicted model, not a curated record. The transcript is spliced from 9 exons. Lineage: Eukaryota; Fungi; Basidiomycota; Agaricomycetes; Boletales; Coniophoraceae.